Lynx canadensis (Canada lynx) is the source of this 812-nucleotide messenger RNA. RefSeq lists its product as uncharacterized. The coding region runs from base 45 to 305 and encodes 86 amino acids. Lineage: Eukaryota; Metazoa; Chordata; Mammalia; Carnivora; Felidae. The transcript has 2 exons. The record is from RefSeq and is a predicted model, not a curated record.
CACCGGCGUGUGAGCGACGGGAAGGAGGUCCCGCAUGAAGAUUUAUGGCCGUAUCCGGCCCCCUGUGCACCGAGCACGUCUCCGACCUCUCCGAGACAAACAGUGGAAUGGAAGACCCGACCCGGGCCGGGGAAAGCGGCCAGGGCCGGAGGCGGAGCCGAGACGCGCCGGGAUCCUCCGGGCCGAGCCUGCUACUUCAGCCCUGGCUCUGGGGCUUGGGCGCCGCGUCCUUGGUCUUCCUGGAGGGUCGGGACCCCUCUUGGCUGGGCUGGCUGAACCUCCGCUCGGCGCCGAAUCGUGGCUGAGCCAGUCGCAGCACCAGAGGGAUGGCGAGAAUGGAUGUCCCGGGCGCAGCCUCUCCGGGUUUUCGCGGUGCCCGGGCCGGGAGCUCCCUGGUUGCCAGACCCGGGACCUGGAAAACUGGCGCUUUUAAGCCCCAGAUCCGGCCAGGGCUUCCCGAGCCGGUGGCAGAGGCCGGCGAACGCUCGAGGUCCCUUUCACCAAGAAGCUGGCACAGCGAGGGAACUGAGGUCCCCACCGGGAAGGCGGUUUGGGGAGACGGGUGGUGGUGGCUCAUAUGUCUUCGCCUACGAAAGGAUGCCCAUUUUCUUCCCGGGAAGGGUAAGGGGAGAAUGUAUUCAGGCGGCCAGCAACACCAGGGUUCCAGAAAGAGUCGGGUUCAGCCCUGAAAAGAACAGAGUUGACCAAGGCGCGGGGCUGUGCCUCCACGACAAAGGCGCGGCCGAGGAGAACCGGACUCAAAGUUGGCCUGUCCUUUGGUUUUAAAACAAAGGGGAAUAAUUUUGUCAGUG